Messenger RNA from Nylanderia fulva, 697 nucleotides. The record is from RefSeq and is a predicted model, not a curated record. NCBI's taxonomy places the organism in Eukaryota, Metazoa, Arthropoda, Insecta, Hymenoptera, Formicidae.
CGUCUCCGCAAGUGUAUUGAUGCUGGGGGAGCGUAUUUUGAAGAAUUUUAAGCAUUUGUACCGUGUAGAAUGAUAAAUGGUGGCCACCAGCAGCAUGGUAUAUGAGGAGAUAGUUGGUAUACGGGGCAGCUGACCCCAGCCGCCGCGCACGCUUUUCACGCGCGAGAUGCCCCACAAUCUAAACUCAGUUUCCGCCAAUUCCGCCAACACAGGACCGAAUCAUCAAGCCUAUCCUCAGCAGCCGCACCAUCGAGAGAAUACAGAUGGACUCCAACCCGAGAAAGAACCGGUGGAAUUCGACAUUUCGCACUUGCGAGGUGCUCCAGCGGAGGUCGAGACGUUGGUGCACAACAUCAAGGAGGUGGCCCAACAAUUUCUCUAUCACUGGCGAACCUUCCCCAUCGUUCUGCCACCGUCAUUGUCCUCGUGCACGGAAGGCGAGGACACGUUGGCGCGAAAGAAGUACCAUCUGAGGGACCUUUUUGUGGCGCCCAGCUUCGACGAGUUGGACGCCGUAGCUGUCGACAGCAAGGGCGAGCCCAGAAGACUGACCAACAAACAGCUGGAAAGCAUCAGGGAACGAGGCUUACACAAGGAUAAAUAUGGAAAGCCGAAGAAGCUGAAUGCCACUCAAUUGGAGAGCAUUCGAAGAUGCGGGUACGUGUUUUGCACAUUAGCGACAAUAUUUAAUACAUGA